GGGGGAAGAGCCGGCGCGCGUGUCGGGGAGGCGGCGCGGAGGGAGGGCAGCCGGGCUGCGGGAAGCGGUGCUCCGCGCUGGGACUGGUUCCUUCGCAGCCAUUUUCUGUCCAACCAAACAGCCGAUUUGCGGAGGGAGCCAACCAGGGCCGCACUGGAGAUGGAUGGUGAUAGCUCCACAACGGAUGCUUCUCAGUUAGGAAUUACUGGAGAUUACAUUGGUGGCAGUCACUAUGUGAUACAGCCUCAUGAUGACCCAGAGGACAGCAUGAAUGAUCAUGAAGAUACAAAUGGCUCAAAAGAGAGUUUCAGAGAACAAGAUAUAUAUCUUCCAAUUGCAAAUGUGGCAAGGAUAAUGAAAAAUGCCAUACCUCAGACAGGAAAGAUUGCUAAGGAUGCAAAGGAAUGCGUGCAAGAGUGUGUAAGUGAAUUCAUCAGCUUUAUAACAUCAGAAGCAAGUGAGAGGUGUCACCAAGAGAAAAGAAAGACCAUCAAUGGAGAGGAUAUUCUCUUUGCCAUGUCUACCUUGGGGUUUGACAGCUAUGUUGAACCUUUGAAAUUAUACCUCCAAAAAUUCAGAGAGGCAAUGAAAGGAGAAAAGGGAAUUGGAACAGUUACAGCUGGGGACGGUCUAAGUGAGGAGCUCACGGAGGAAGCAUUUACUAACCAGUUGCCAGCAGGCUUAAUAACUACAGAUGGCCAACAGCAAAAUGUUAUGGUCUACACAACAUCAUAUCAACAGAUCUCUGGUGUUCAACAAAUCCAGUUCUCAUGAUCUGAAGAAAACUUUGUAUCUGGGAACAUGAGACAGAAAAGCUGUGCAACUCUUAACGAAGAGGCAGGUUUAAUGACUGGAAGAGAUGUAUCUCUUUGUAUAUUAAAUAGCUGUAAUGUAGCUACCGGAAGCUUGACUAAUUGAGGUGCGAGUUCUGACUCAAAUCUUUUUCAUGAUGAUUUAAAAAAAAAGAAAAUUGGAUUUUAAAGGUAUUAAAGUAUUUUUGUUUUGUACAAGAGUUUGUUGCUCUGUAUAACUCCUGUAUGCAUUGUAUAUUGCAAUUUAUUACUGUCAGAGAUUUGUAGACAGUUUCUUAUUUUCAUAUUGAAUCAUGUUACUUUUGUAAUUCAGGUAAACAGCUGGGUUAAUUCAUGUUUACCCUUUGAAUAAAAUUGUAAGGGUAAAGUUCAUUUUUGAAUGCAAGUUGCCUUUAUUAUAAAGAUUGAGUUAGUCUUGGUUAUGUACCUUGUCUUGCAUGACAACCUCAACUAACUUUACAUGUCGGCAUAUUUAUUGAGAUUUUGAAAGGGACGUUUUCCUCAUGAGCCUAGGAGUGCAGAAUUGCCACAACUGCUUUUUGUUUUGUUUUUGUUUUUUAAUGUAACUUCAGAAUUAAAAGUAAAUCAAAACCAACCAAUGCUCUACUACAUUUAGAGACUUAGAGCUUAUCAACAGUGUUGAUGAAAACACUAUGUGUGAUGCAGGUCUUCAUUUAUUACUUUUCUCUUCAGUUGCAUCAACUCUCUUUAGACUUAUUUGAUAUAUUUAAGGUAGUCUUUGUGCUACUGAAAUAACUUUUCCUUUUUUUAUGUAUAGUUUUUAGAAUCCAGAACUUUAGAAAUUCAGGGGGUAGUGGGGGAGGGAGGGAUUUUAUAGUCCUUGUGGUAAAAGAUCUCAUUUUAACUUUUUACUGAGAUGUUUUAAGGGUUCUUGCGAGCCUGUGGGAACUCCAGUGUGUUAGCGACUUUCCGUGUACAGGCUGCGUGCGUGUGUGUGAGCGACUGAAACCUGAGCAAGUGAUACAAAUCCGAAAUGGAAGACAGACUUCUGGUUUCUGGUUUUGCAAUAAACUCUACCUAGGUAGUGUAGUUCUGUAUAUUUAGUGAGCUGUUCUUGGUAACGUUGCUGUUUCUUUAAUACACGGGAGGGUAAUUUUGUUAGAUGCAAUGUCUUAGCCUGGUAGGAUAAGGGUAGUGGUUUUAGUAAUAUAUCUUACUAAGAAUGAAUUUUGGGACCUUUGAUAUUUUUACUGUUUGCAGUGAACUGAAAUGUAAUAUAAUAUCUAUCCACAUAUCUGUCAUUAAUUUAAGCAACCACACCUUGAAUCUGUUGCCAUUUAAUUUCUUGCUGGAUAUGUCUUUUUUUUUUUUUUUUUUCUCCUUUUCUAAAGUAACAGUUUUGUAUUGGAAACACAGCUUAAACUAAGGUGUCCUGGAAGCCUGGAAUAGCCAAUUCUCUACUAAACGCCAGUUUUAUGUAUGUGCAGAUUUGAACAGUGUCUCUUACAAAUCAGCAUCAUGCUGGCAGAGCCUCUGGAGGUGAUGCAGUGUAUUCCGUGGCAAUCUGGACAGAUGUUUGGGUUUUGUGGCAGUCUGUCACUCUUCUGCAGCUAUGACUGAACAAAUGAAGUUUUUAUUCAUUAAAUGUAAAAAUGAAUAACACCAUCCCUACAUGA
Messenger RNA from Pezoporus flaviventris, 2449 nucleotides. It is a transcript of the gene NFYB, whose product is annotated as nuclear transcription factor Y subunit beta. NCBI's taxonomy places the organism in Eukaryota, Metazoa, Chordata, Aves, Psittaciformes, Psittacidae. Gene Ontology annotation, molecular function: protein heterodimerization activity; DNA-binding transcription activator activity, RNA polymerase II-specific; RNA polymerase II cis-regulatory region sequence-specific DNA binding. The transcript has 7 exons. Gene Ontology annotation, biological process: regulation of transcription by RNA polymerase II. The coding region runs from base 160 to 774 and encodes 204 amino acids. Gene Ontology annotation, cellular component: CCAAT-binding factor complex; nucleus. The record is from RefSeq and is a predicted model, not a curated record.